Molecule: messenger RNA, 3428 nt
Organism: Dromaius novaehollandiae (emu)
Lineage: Eukaryota; Metazoa; Chordata; Aves; Casuariiformes; Dromaiidae
Gene: MEMO1
Product: mediator of cell motility 1
Exons: 9
Coding region: 367-1260 (297 amino acids)
Source: RefSeq, a predicted model, not a curated record
GCCGGGCCGGGCCAAACCCAGCUGCUGCCGCGGCCUCCUUCUGUUCGCGUCCCCCCACCUGCCAGCGCGGAGUUGGCGGCGGCGGCGGCGGCGGCCCCGGGCUUUGUCCCCGCGCCUCCCCCCUCCCCCUCGCGGGGCGAGCGCCUGCGGCCCGGCCCGGCCCCGCCGCCCCUCCCGCCGCCGCCGCCGCCGAGCGCUCCCCUCCCGCUCGCCACCCGCCCGCCCGGAGGCGCCGCCGGCAGCGCCGCCCCCGCCCGCGGGGCCCGGGCCGUGCCGGGGGAGGAGGGGGAGCAGCGCCGCCGCCGCCGCCGCCGGGUCCGUCCCCCACCGCCUCCCCCGAACACCAUAGGCGGCUCCGGCACCAAGAUGUCCAACCGGGUGCUCUGCCGGGAGGCCAGCCACGCCGGCAGCUGGUACACAGCCUCAGGACCCCAGCUGAAUGCACAACUAGAAGGUUGGCUUUCUCAAGUACAGUCCACAAAAAGACCUGCUAGAGCCAUUAUUGCACCUCAUGCAGGAUAUACCUAUUGUGGAUCUUGUGCAGCCCAUGCUUAUAAACAAGUGGAUCCUAAUAUUACCCGAAAAAUUUUCAUUCUUGGGCCUUCCCAUCAUGUGCCCCUUUCCCGAUGUGCACUUUCCAGUGUGGACAUUUAUAGAACACCUCUGUAUGAUCUUCGAAUUGACCAAAAGAUUUAUGGAGAAUUGUGGAAGACUGGAAUGUUUGAGCGUAUGUCUCUACAGACAGAUGAAGAUGAACACAGUAUUGAAAUGCAUUUGCCUUAUACUGCUAAAGCCAUGGAAAGCCAUAAGGAUGAGUUUACUAUUGUUCCUGUAUUGGUUGGAGCACUGAGUGAGUCAAAAGAACAGGAAUUUGGAAAACUCUUCAGUAAAUACCUAGCUGAUCCUAGUAACCUCUUUGUCGUUUCUUCUGACUUUUGCCAUUGGGGUCAGAGGUUCCGUUACAGUUACUAUGAUGAAUCCCAAGGAGAAAUUUAUAGAUCCAUUGAGCAUCUAGAUAAAAUGGGUAUGAGCAUUAUAGAGCAGCUAGAUCCUGUAUCUUUUAGCAAUUACUUGAAGAAAUACCAUAAUACAAUAUGUGGAAGACAUCCUAUUGGAGUAUUAUUAAAUGCUAUCAACGAGCUCCAGAAGAAUGGAAUGAAUAUGAGCUUUUCAUUUUUGAAUUAUGCUCAGUCAAGCCAGUGUCGAAACUGGCAAGACAGCUCAGUGAGUUAUGCAGCUGGAGCACUUAUGGUCCACUGAACUGCUGAAUGCUCAGGGAUGGCACCUGCACACACUCUGUAUACGGGGUCCCAGCCUAGCCCUUACAAAGAUACAGUCCCUGGUCUUUGGGUAUACUGAAACCUCAAACUAAUAGAACUCUCUUCUUUUCUAGUAGGUGUAGUCCUUCCUUAGUUUCAACUCAUUUAAAAAUGCUUUCUUGUUUAGGACAGUGGAAGGAAGGCUGGUAUCAAAACAUUUUGUGAUUUUUAAAAAAGAUAAUAGCUAUAAAGGCAUGGUGGCAGACAGUCCUUUUACAACAUGUAAAGCAUUUACCAUAUUCUAAAUUUGCACUCUUCGCAGACCUGUGCACAUGUACUCAGCUUUCAGAAUAGUUUUGCAAGUUGUAAACAGAAAAAGGGGUGGAAGCUUUUUAAUUAAAAAAAAAAAAGAGAGAGAGAACAACGCAUUUAUAAAUGAUCCUGUAUUAGAAUAUAAUAAAACUCCAGUAUAGUCAGUUACUACCCAUGAUGUACAACAGAUAUCUUCUAUUUUAGUUGCUAAUAAAGGGCUACACAAACCAAAAUAGUCUGAUUUAAACUUAUUGCUUUGUUUUCUGUAUGUGACUGCUUGUCAUUAACAUCCUUUAUCCUCAGUUCUUAUGCUUGAUAACUCAGCCAUUCUGUAAAAUACUUUAGAACGUAUUUUAUAUUCAACAUUUGCUAUGACUACUUCAUUUACAGAUUUUUUUUAUCUUAUGCCUGCACUAUGAGUUCAGCUGUGCAAAAGAACUUUGAAAGCCUUUUGUAUAUUUUCAUUCUUUUUGUUUUACAAAGUUAUCUAUAAAAUAUCUUUUGGUAUAUGAUACAAAUUUGUAUCAGAAAUACAGUUUUAAUGAUUUUUAUGAUCAGUUUGAUUGUUAAAGUGAAAUGGAUGCAGUAUUUUUAUUUGAAGUGAUUUAAUAUUGAAAAUAAUAGCUGGAAAUGAGAAUUCUUAGAGUAUCUAUCAAGCAUUCAUAGGCCACAGAAGGCAUACAGUGCUAAGCUCAAGCAGUUAUUCCUCAAAGAUUUAAUUGGGAGGGGAAAGUAAGGCUUCUCUCUCAUUGUGUGGGGUGUUCUUUUUUUUUUUUCCCCCCCUUUUUUAAUUCUUUGACUGGGGGUAAAAUUGUUUCGUAUUCUUUAAACAUCACAACAUCUUAAGAGUUCUUGUACUUUCUGCUAGCCAAAAUAAUGGUGUAAUUGUUUGAAUUACUACUAUUCCUGAAGACUUCCUUUCAUUCUAAUAAGAAAUGCAAAAUAGAAUGGCAUUACUGGCUCAUUGUCUAAAUGGAGAUUUCAUUCCCUGAUACUUGACCUGCUGUCAAGCAACCUCCUUUUACAUUCAGCUCUUUUGGGUAAGAGAGGGGAAUUUCAGAAUUCAAUUUAGAUUAUCUUUAAAAGUUGUGGGCAUUGCUGCAUGCAAAGUCUUCAGCUGAAAGCAUACCAGAAAUCUUGAUAUUCUAUUAAAAUACUGAGUACCCUUUUUGUAAACACUACUUUUGCUUGCACCACUUCUAUUUUCCUUAUCAUAGAUGGCCACUACUUUAAUAAAAACAGGUGAAUGCUCCAUUUAUAAAAUGAGCUACUUUGCAGAUGUUCUGAAUUAAUCACAAAUGCCAGACUUCUUUGCAUGUUCUUUCUUUUACUUGCCUUAUUGCUCUACCUUGUUCUUGAAAAUUCUCAGCAGCAGACAGGAAAAAUAACUUUCAGAUUAUUUUUGACAGCCUUGCAGAAAGAAUGUGCAAGCAAAACUGAACUGGUAGCCAGUCUUUAUAAAUACUUGUCUGACUGUGCCUUAUUAAAGUCAUUUGAUCAUAAAGAUUUUUUUCUUUUUCAUCUUUGGUGAAUACAAAUUUAAUUAGACUCAAAUUUCUUUCAGUCUUAAUGCCAACUGCUUAAUGUCAUUAUUGAAAUGCAUAGUUAAUUGGAAUGAUUAAGUAUAUACAUUUUCCCUAAGGUAAAUAUGGUAAUAGCUUCUGAAUACAAAUAUUUAAGUUGCAUCUUUAGUUCUGUAAGGUAAUUUUAAUAAAAACAAACAUAACUGGAAGAACCUCAAGGAAAUUCAUCAGUCAUUUUGCUCAGCACAAUGUUAUGAAAUAUCUUACAGUGAAAGCACUUCACUUGUAAAUUGUGUAAUGUAUUUCAAAAUAAAGUUUCUAAUUAAAAUGGGAA